UCUUUAACCCAAGCCCUUGGCGUGCAGUGUCAGUGCAUGCAUUUUACAGAAGCAAAAAAAAGCACAGAUACCACCUCGACGGCAUCAAAAUGGCGGGAUAUUGUUAAUCCUGUCUUAGUUCGAUUCAACCCAUAAACCCUAGAAAUCCCCAUCGAGAUCAUGCUUUCUUUAUGUUGACCAUCUCCAAUCUCUGUUCUCUCUCCCGUAACCCUCGCAUUUCCAGCACACUCUUUGAUCCAAAAAAACCUAGUUUCAUACCAUUCGUUUCUUCUUCGAUGGCGUCUUCAAAGCUCAUUGUGGAAUAUGCAAAGUCCAAUCGGUCUUCGUGCAAGAAAUGCUCGAAGAUCAUCGCUGCGAAUGAUCUACGGUUGGGUUUAGUGAGUAGAGACCCGCGAGGGUUCGACACGCCCAAGUGGCACCACCCGCGCUGCUUUCCGAUGAAUUCGGAGUCUAUUACUUCGGCCGAGGCAUUCAAGGGGUUCUCAUCACUGAAGAGUGGUGAUAAGGAGACCUUGAAGAAAUUGCUGGAAGGAGGUGAUCUGUCUCCGGAAAAGGUUCUUCAAAAAGAUAAAGAUGAAACAAGUGAGACAGAGGAAAGACAUCCAAAGAAAAGAAAGGUUCUUCAAAAAGAUAAAGAUGAAGCAAGUGAGACCAAGGAAAGAUAUUCAAAGAAAAUAGAGUUGUCUCCACCCAAUGAGGUGGCUGAGCUGGAUUUAGCCUUUUCCACUUCUGACAGCAAGGACAAGUAUAAGGAUGCUACACUAUUACCAAAAUGGAAGGCAUUCCAGACAAUAAUAUUUCUUGAACGGGAUGAUGGUCUUCAAGAUUCAAGAAAAAUUGCUGCUUUUGACUUUGAUGGAUGUCUUGCGAAAACAUCUGUGAAAAGAGCAGGUCCGGAUGCUUGGUCACUUAUGUAUUCUUCAAUACCAGAGAAGCUGCAGAGCUUGUACAAUGAUGGCUACAAGCUGGUGAUCUUCACAAAUGAAUCGAAUAUUGAGCGCUGGAAGAAUAAGAGACAGGUAGCUGUGGACUCAAAAAUUGGGCGUCUCAACAAUUUUAUAAAGCGUGUGGAAGUCCCAAUUCAGGUGGUUCAUUUGGUCAACGUAUGCUGCAGUUUUUAUGGGGUUUUUAUAGCUUGUGGAUUAGGUAAAUCUAAAGGUAAAUCUGAUGGUCAAGCAGAGGAUCCCUUCCGCAAGCCCAAACCUGGGAUGUGGCAUAUAAUGGAGCAGCAGUUCAACUCUGGCAUUUCAAUUGAUAUGGAUCAAUCCUUUUAUGUUGGCGAUGCGGCUGGCAGACCUGAUGAUCAUAGCGAUGCUGACAUUAAAUUUGCACAGGCUGUUGGAUUAAAAUUUUAUGUUCCUGAGCAAUACUUCCAAAUCUGAAGGAUAUGUUAUUGGCAACUUCUGAUGUAUAAAAAAAUAUGUACUAAUCCUUUUGGCAAAACAGAGUGCUGUCUAACCGGAGGACCUGAUCAGGAUAUUACUGGUUGUAAAUGUUAGCUCUGCUAAAACGUUUUUUUUCUCAUUUCAAUCUCUCUCUCUCUCUGGAUGAAUGAUCGGGAACAGAAAUGCCUGAUUGAUAUUUUGUAUGUACAACUUAAUGUAGGCGGAGAACAUCUAUCUUAAAUGAUAACAUUUUGCAAGCA
Messenger RNA from Cornus florida, 1645 nucleotides. Its product is annotated as polynucleotide 3'-phosphatase ZDP. Gene Ontology annotation, molecular function: ATP-dependent polydeoxyribonucleotide 5'-hydroxyl-kinase activity; double-stranded DNA binding; zinc ion binding. Bases 171 to 1382 code for a protein of 403 amino acids. The transcript is spliced from 12 exons. The record is from RefSeq and is a predicted model, not a curated record. NCBI's taxonomy places the organism in Eukaryota, Viridiplantae, Streptophyta, Magnoliopsida, Cornales, Cornaceae. Gene Ontology annotation, biological process: DNA repair.